Lodderomyces orthopsilosis Co 90-125 is the source of this 2349-nucleotide messenger RNA. RefSeq names its product putative zinc metalloprotease (gene VPS70). The transcript has a single exon. Gene Ontology annotation, molecular function: carboxypeptidase activity. Lineage: Eukaryota; Fungi; Ascomycota; Pichiomycetes; Serinales; Debaryomycetaceae. The record is from RefSeq and is a predicted model, not a curated record. The coding region runs from base 1 to 2349 and encodes 782 amino acids.
AUGGAUGAGAAAUUCGAAGUGAAGCAUACCCAGUAUGUGUCAAAGAAGAGAACAAGCCCUUUGUUAAAAGUGUUGGCUUGGGUGUCGGCAAUUGGACUUGUGUUUUACUUUAACAUUUUCAACACCCCAUUCUUUAGAAGCAGCAAUAAUCCCGAACUCGACCCGGAGCAAGUUAUUUUGGACUCACUUAAAGUAAACUUAGCCUCCGACUGGUCAAAAAAGUAUACAGCUGAACCCCAUUUGGCUGGAACUAACUAUGGCUUAGUAGAAUGGACAGAAACAAAGUUUAAGGAGUUUGGAUUUGAAACCACAAUUGAUCCUUAUGAGAUUUUAGUUAGCUACCCAAAAGAUCAUGAUUUGAAAUUGCUCGACUCCAAAGGCGAAAUUAUAUACACUGCGCCAUUAAAAGAGGACGUCAUCGAUGAAGACUCAACCACUCAUAAUGACACUAUUCCCACAUUUUUGGGCUAUGCAGCAAAUGGAAAUGUUACAGGCCAGUACAUUUAUGCCAAUUAUGGUACCAAGAAGGAUUUUGAGCUUUUGAAAGAAAAUGGUAUUGAUGUUAAAGGAAAGAUCGUUGUUGUUCGUUAUGGCAAAAUUUUCCGUGGAUUGAAAGUCAAAUUUGCUCAAGAUCUAGGAGCUAUCGGUGUUUUGAUUUACUCUGAUCCGGGUGACGAUUAUGGGUUGACUCCUGCCAAUGGGUACGAUCAAUACCCUAAGGGUCCUGCUAGACAAGAAAGUUCUGUUCAACGUGGAAGUGUUCAGUUUCUUGGAGGAGAAGGAGCUGCACCUGGUGAUCCAACUACCCCAGGAUACCCAUCCAAACCUGAUGCUGAGAGAAAAGAUCCUCAUGAUAGCAUUGGUAAUAUACCUGUUUUGCCCAUUUCAUACCGUGAAGUCAAACCAAUUUUGCACAAAUUGAAUAAACAUGGUGUCAAAAUUGACGGUUUCAAAGGCGAAUUAGAGGGAUUCGACUACUCUACAGGGCCUUCAAAGUACGAGUUGAACUUGUACAAUGAACAAGACUACAAGAUCACUACUUUGUGGAAUGUUUAUGGCGAAAUCAAAGGCGAAAAGUCCAACGAGGUGAUUAUUGUUGGAAAUCAUAGGGAUGCUUGGAUCAAGGGAGGUGCCGGUGACCCAAAUAGUGGCUCGGCAUCGUUAUUGGAGGUGGCUCGUGCAUUAGGAGAUUUAAAGAGGGCUGGACACAAAUUCAAGAGAACUAUUGUUUUGCAAAGUUAUGAUGGAGAAGAGUACGGAUUGUUGGGUUCAACCGAGCAGGGUGAAUACUUUGCCAAGAAAUACCAACGCGAGGUAGUUGCUUACUUAAAUGUGGAUGUUUCAGUCAGUGGGAAGAACUUGAAGUUGGAAUCUUCGCCAGUGUUGAACGAUUUAAUCUUUGAAACCGCUAAAAAGUUGGAGUACCCGGAAGGAGGCAGCUUGUAUGAACAUUAUGUAAAGAGCCAUAAGGGUGAACACAUCCCAACUUUGGGCAGUGGGUCUGAUUACACUGUCUUUUUAGAGCACUUGGGUAUUCCAUCACUUGAUUUUGGUUUUGUUGGUGGUAAAGGUGAUCCAAUAUACCAUUACCAUUCAAACUAUGACUCCUACCAUUGGAUGGAAAAAUUUGGCGACAAAAAGUUUGUCUACCACAAUUUAGCAGCCAAGUAUUUAGCUUUGUUAACAUUAGGUUUGAGUGAGAGAGAGGUCAUUCAUUUUAACCUCCAUGACUAUGCAAAAGGGUUAUUGGAGUACUACAAAGCGACUAUCCGUAGUGUCCCAAAGAAAUGGUUUGACAAAAAGGUUGAGGGACAUGAUAGACAAUUUGAUUUGGAUGAGUACAACUACAUCGAUGAUAUUACUCAAGGCCACUUUUCUUAUCCAAUUUGCAAGCCUAUGCAAUUGGGAUUGACCAAUGCAAAUGCCCAUCAUCCUCACCACCAUCACAAUAAGACCUUAGGAGACUUGAUACACCAUACCCAUCAUCAAUUGAAAUUCCUUGCUAAUUCAACAGAAAAAUAUGAUUUCGAAUCCAAGGAAUUGCAAAAGCUGCAUGAUUUGUAUGAUGAGUUGCCACUUUGGAAAAAAAUCAAGUUGCAUUUUCAAAUCAAAGCUCACAACAAGGGUUUGCAAUAUUUCGAACGUAACUUUUUACACUCAAAGGGUUUACAUAAGAGACCAUGGUUUAAACAUAUCGUUUUUGCCAGUGGUAGAUUUACUGGAUAUGCUGGACAAAACUUGCCAGGGUUGAAUGAAGCCAUUGAAGACGGCGAUUUCGAUAGAUUUGUCGAUUGGUUACAAAUUUUUGAAAGUACUGUUUCUAGAGUAGCAAACAUUUUGUUACAUUGA